AUGGUGAACACCAGAUCUAAAAUCAAGAAAAUCCAGAACACCAUAAACCUCUGGUUCUCGAAGGCUGCCAUGGCCGACACCAAUCAUCUGGCCACGGAGUCUGGAGCUCUGAUCGGUUCCAACGACGAUCUUUUAAUUGAAAUCCUUCUCCGAUUGCCUGUAACCUCUGUUCUUCGAUUCAAAUCUGUAUCCAAACACUGGCGUUCCCUUUUGAGUCACCCGCGUUUUACCCUACUGUAUAAAAAUGCUUCUUCCUAUCCUGGCCUUUUUGUUCGCAAUUUGUAUAUUCCAUUUAAUAAUGAAGACCGAAGUACUCCUCCAUUUCGUGAUCUCGACUUCUAUCCUGAUCCUUGUGGUAUUAGAAUCGUGCAAUCUUGUAAUGGAUUACUACUUUGUUGUAGCCAUCGGGGGGAAGAACGUGUUCAUAAAUAUUACGUAUUUAAUCCCACCACCAAGCAAUUUGCAGUCAUCCCGUCAGUUCUUGGAGGCGCGGCUACUCGAAAAGCCAUUUAUUUUAUGGGUCUGGCAUUUCAUCAAACAGAUUGUGUUCACUACAAGCUUGUUUGCUUUCACCGUGCUAACCGAGGCGAGCCGUUUAAGAUUCAAAUCUACUCGUCUGAUAUAGGGAAGUGGAAGAUUUCAGAUCAAUCUUUCUCUUUGUCUGCUCCUUAUUAUGCAUCCUUCCACUACAUAGUUUAUUGGAAUCAAGCAAUCCAUUGGGCUCCAUGUUGUGUUACUCCAUGGUACUUUAAGCUCGACAUAGAAGAGUUGCAAUCACUCCCAUUGCCGAUGAUGCCGGAGGCAUCUUCUGAAGGUUAUGAAAACGGGGAUAUGCCCCUUUACUUUGGGGAGUCACGAGGCCAUCUGCAUUUUGUGGAGGCCGCCGAUCGCAGUGUGAGCCAUUUACAGCUGAACGUGUACGAGAUGUUGAACGAUCAUUCUGGGUGGUUUCUCAAGUAUGCAGUGGAGCUUGAUGAGCUUCCGGAUGCUUACCCAGAGAUGAUUAGGGACUAUUUAGAUCCAUCGAGCCGGGGUUAUUAUGAAUUUGAAGUGUUUGAUGUGGUUAGGGGCGAAAGAGAAGAUGAAACAUUCAUGGUGAUUAGAAUUCCAGGGAGGAUCAUAAGAUUCAAUGUUGUGGAUAAGAGUUUCAAACAGAUAUCUGAUCAAAUCUAUUUACAUGGACUGACUGGACAUGUGAAUGUUCAUCGUUAUAUUGAAUCUUUGGUUUCAUUCUUAUACGAGUAA
Lactuca saligna is the source of this 1245-nucleotide messenger RNA. Lineage: Eukaryota; Viridiplantae; Streptophyta; Magnoliopsida; Asterales; Asteraceae. The record is from the annotation of a GenBank genome assembly.